UUUAAUGUUUCAGCCUGUCCAAGGCAUAUUUUAUUGUAGUCAUCCGUACAAAAUGGUCGUAGUGAACUCGUGUGUAAAAUUUUCCUCUAUUCAUCAAUUGUCGAAUAAAAAUAGAGUGUUUCCUGGAAGUGUCAAUAACAAUUGGAUGAUCAAUCGAGUCAACCGAUGGUUGAUGUGUUGAUAUUCCGUUCGCAUUUGGUUGAGAAAAUUUUUUAUUCUCCAUCUUCUAUACGACAUUGAACGUAACUUCCUGUUUCAAAUAUGAAUAAUUUAAGAGCGACCCUUGACACCAAACUAUUUACCAAAGAUCAACGGUACAAUCGGCCCUGAAACAGAAGGAAAUAACAGGAGAACGAAGAAAUUAGAGAGCUGUAUUUAUUUCAACUUUAACACGUUCGGUUACAAAUAUUUUUUCUGAAGGAAACAAGGAUUAUUGCACCUGAGAAUGAAAUAAUGAGGAAAUUGGGGUUGAACUAUGAGUCCUCACAGUUGUAAACCUGAUGUAGACAGUCUAGACGCAGUCAUGGCAGCAAAUGGCUAUCCACCUUCUGCAUCGCAAUCCGAUGAUUUUCACUCACCACCCUGUGAGUCUGUGAACUCGAUGCCCUGGUUUGGGAUGGAUAUCGGUGGCUCUUUAUGCAAAUUGGUCUAUUUUGAACCAAAAGAUAUUACGAGAGAUGAGGCGGACGCUGAGCUUGAGACUUUGAAAAAUAUAAGAAGAUAUCUGACUAAAAAUUCAGCUUAUGGAAAAACCGGACAUCGGGAUACACAUCUCCAGAUGGACAGCAUCGAAAUUCGAGGAAGGAGGGGAACACUGCAUUUUAUCAGAUUCCCAACCAGUGAAAUGGGAAAUUUUUUGGCACUUGCUAAAUCAAAGGGGAUGGCUAAUCUGGUGACGACAGUCUGUGCCACAGGCGGUGGUGCUUUCAAGUUUGAAGAAAAUUUCAAAAAAGAAGUCAAUAUGAGUCUCGCAAAAUUUGAUGAGCUCGAUAGUCUGAUACGAGGGAUGCUUUAUAUCGAAAUGACAAAUCCUCGUGAGUGCUACUACUGGAGUCAUCCAACUGAGGAUGAACUCUGCCAUAAAGUUCCAUUCGACUUCUCCAAGCCUUAUCCAUUCUUGCUCGUUAAUAUAGGAUCUGGAGUGAGCAUUUUAGUAGUCUAUGGUCCAAAUAACUACAAAAGAAUAUCAGGAACGAGUUUGGGUGGUGGAACUUUUCUCGGGUUGUGUUGCCUUCUCACUGGCUGCAAUAGCUUUGAGGAAGCUAUUCAGCUCGCAACUGGAGGUGAUAACACACGUGUUGAUAAAUUAGUUAAGGAUAUUUAUGGCGGUGAUUACGGACGUUUUGGUCUUCCCGGGGACUUGGUGGCCAGCAGUCUUCUCCAUGUGUGCAGUUUUGGUCAAAUGAACUCGAAGGAUCGCAGGAAUGCCGUCAGCAAGGAAGAUUUAGCACGAGCCACUCUGGUAACAAUUACAAAUAAUAUUGGAUCGAUCGCCCGCAUGUGCGCACUCAAUGAAAAAGUCGAGAGAGUGGUAUUCGUUGGCAACUUUUUGAGAGUCAAUCCCAUAUCCAUGAAAUUAUUAGCUUAUGCCAUGGAUUACUGGUCGAAUGGCACUAUGAAAGCACUAUUUUUAGAACACGAGGGAUAUUUUGGUGCUGUAGGAUGUCUUUUGCAAUUCAAUAAUGAAUGUAGUCAGAUCUAAUGGAAUAUUAUUUUACAAUAAUUACGUUUAGCAUUCCACUUUAAUUUGUUAAUUGAGUGUCCUCCGCGGUUUUUCAAUGGCAGUUAUUUAUUUCCUGUUAAUUUAUCAUAUCUAUUAUAAAUAUGUCCACAAAAACUCUUACAAACAAAGAGCAGAUGAAGAUACAGAGUGAAACAUUGCAGGUGAAUGAUUAUUAGCAUUGUGAUAUUUUACAUUGAGGGCACAAAAUAUUAAGCGGUUUCACUGAUAAAAUAAAAAUAUUGAAAUUGAGGAAAAAGAAA
Fopius arisanus is the source of this 1983-nucleotide messenger RNA. It is a transcript of the gene fbl, whose product is annotated as pantothenate kinase 3 fbl. Gene Ontology annotation, cellular component: nucleus; cytosol. The record is from RefSeq and is a predicted model, not a curated record. Lineage: Eukaryota; Metazoa; Arthropoda; Insecta; Hymenoptera; Braconidae. Gene Ontology annotation, biological process: coenzyme A biosynthetic process. Gene Ontology annotation, molecular function: pantothenate kinase activity; ATP binding. The transcript has 9 exons. The coding region runs from base 476 to 1702 and encodes 408 amino acids.